This is a messenger RNA of Klebsormidium nitens, 918 nucleotides long. The record is from the annotation of a GenBank genome assembly. NCBI's taxonomy places the organism in Eukaryota, Viridiplantae, Streptophyta, Klebsormidiophyceae, Klebsormidiales, Klebsormidiaceae.
AUGACUCUAGGCUACGGCAUCACUGGACAUUCAAGAGAGCAGCAGUUCGUCAUUUUCUACGGACCUUCAAAUUCAGGGAAGACCAAGCUUCUCGCUCUCGUAAAGGCGGCAAUCCGGCUGUAUUUCUGCACGAUGGACCGCGAUUGCGUCAUCGGGGUUGGCGCAAGGUCAGAAGGCGCCGCUACUCCACAUCUCGUGAAGCUCGAGGGGGCGCACAUUGCAGGUCUGGAAGAGACGAAAGCAGAGGACAUCUACAACGUUGCGAAUGUCAAAUCCAUUGCAUCAGAGAGGUUGGGGCGAGAUGAGAACGGAGAAGAGCUGCACCCAUUGCCAACGGGCCAUGCCUUUCGGGCCGAGCAGGACGUGCUGGCGUGCUACCCGUUUCCCGGCUGGGAGCAGAAACGAGGGUUGCCCUGGUAUAGCAGCUUCGAGCAUCCGGACGGCCGCAGUAAGAGCUCCGAAGAGAACAAGUGCGCAACGGGGAAGUCGAUGACGGAGUGGGAUGCCGAGCACGUUCCCGGAUUGGUGAAGGGGGCCGGAAAGCUCUCGGGGAAGAAGGGAAGCGCAAGUAAGCGGCCAAAGAGGAGCAGGGGGGGCUUUGUGUUUGCGUGCCCCCACAGGUUUCACUUCUCAAAGGCCGGCCAGGAGGUCCACAAGUGCGGUCCCUCAAACUGCCCGGACACCUAUCCUUCGCUUCACUGGGUAAACACUAGUGCGGUGGAGUCGGUGAACUCCUUCUUGAAGGGGUUUCGAAGCCUGGGGUGGUAUUCGGGGCUUGAGAGCUUCAUGGUGAUCCUGCCUUUGCUCCUCGGCGACUACAACCAGACGCUCAAGAGGGUCGACGAUUUCAAGCUUGCGAUUGCAAUAGCAGCAGCCGUGUGGACGGUUGGAGUGCGCACUCGACUGUUGCGAGGAUAG